Messenger RNA from Fusarium odoratissimum NRRL 54006, 3811 nucleotides. RefSeq names its product zinc finger protein MSN2/4. NCBI's taxonomy places the organism in Eukaryota, Fungi, Ascomycota, Sordariomycetes, Hypocreales, Nectriaceae. The transcript is spliced from 2 exons. The coding region runs from base 1557 to 2702 and encodes 381 amino acids. Gene Ontology annotation, molecular function: DNA-binding transcription factor activity, RNA polymerase II-specific; RNA polymerase II cis-regulatory region sequence-specific DNA binding. The record is from RefSeq and is a predicted model, not a curated record. Gene Ontology annotation, biological process: regulation of transcription by RNA polymerase II.
CCAUGGCCCGUACUGGCAAGACUGCCAUGCUUAGUAUGCCCAUGGGCUUAAGUUGAAGACGACCAGGGAUGCCCAGGCCCGCACCUCAUGUUUCCCUUGCCCCAGACAUGACUUGGGUGCUUUGACAGGGGCCUGGGGGCACUCUGCCGUCUGGUCCGCCGCUGGGCCCUUGAGGGCGUGUGUGGGCGUGGGACAGAUUGCGAGUGACAGGCCUUUGAACCAAAGAGUGAGGGUGGUGGAUCCAGAGGAUGGGAUGUGGUGGUGGUGGAUCAAGAUCCACAGCUCUCUGACCCUGGCUUGGUGAUUGAGACACGACAUGGAGGGUUUUCUAACUGACUGCCUAUCGAGCACAUCUGGUGUGAAUACGCCAGUCCUCGUCGUCAGUACUUAUCACUCCACGUCCCCGUGCUUGUCCAUCCUUCGUUUCCCUCCUCAUCGAAAGGUAUGAUCGACAACCGCGUCGGAUCUCUGUAAUACUCUCUUCUCUUUUAUACCAAGUUCUUCCUUCUUUUGUGAAUCGUUCUUAUUUGCUGGAUAUCCUCGUUCCUCGAGAGUCCCUCACAUUCAUUAUAACCACCUCUUGCGGCACUCUCGAUAUACUUGAUAAAUCUCUUGUGCUUGCUUCAACUACCUUGGACUAGACUUCAGACCUUUCAUGUACAACAAGAACGUCCCCAAUCCACGCACCUAAUACCGAGUCUCAACUCGUUGUCCACUCUUUGGAACACCACAAAAGGAACCGAACACCACACCUUCAUUAGGCCGAUUGCCAGUCAAGCAAACUAUACAUACACCAAUACCAACUUAAUAUCUAAACCCUCCAACCCGCUAACACCACAGCCAACUCUAAAGAAAUGGAUUCCACAAUGAUGCCCCAGGCCGUCGGCCAAGCUCCCUUCUACUUCUACAACCCUGAGUCCAAGCAUGAUAUGCGACAACACUUUGCUCAGCAACAAAUGCAUAUGUAUCCCAUGGUUCCUACACUGCCUUCAACUCCAGUCUACUCGCGACCCAGCUCAGCCAGCAACUCUCAGCCCCCCACUCUGUACAGCAAUGGCCCAGCCGUCAUGACUCCUACUGCCUCGCCACAGCCCAUGUCGCAUAAGCCCGCCAUUUUGUUGGAGAAUGAGCUGUACGAGAACUCGUACUUUCCUUCGACACCACCUCUGUCGACCUCUGGCAGUACCAUUGGCAGCCCCAGCGCCUGCGAGGUGCUCCAGACCCCGAUGAACCCCAUGUUUUCUGGACUGGAUGGUAUCGAUGGCUUCAAGGAGGCUCUCGAGCCUGUUGAGACUGCAGUACUCGACUGGUCCAACUGCGGAUCUCCCCCAAUGACACCUGGUAAGUUUACUUUUAUCUCAAAGCCUCCAAUUACCGGAUCGUACAAUGGUAUUGUGCCGCAAGCUCGGCUUGAGCCUAUUUUUGGGCCUGGUAGCGGGAAAGAUGGUGGUGCUGACGUUGGCUAUCGCUAUCUCGGCCCAAUCACCUUUUGAGGCGCAGACCUGCAGUGCGCUGUCCCAGUACCUGAGCGGUGGAGCAAACACGGGAAUGACCUGAUGGAGACUAACUGUGCAAUGAUAGUGUACCUUCAAUCUCAACUCGGCAAGGUUCCCUCUCUUAGCAACACCGCCAGCGACCUCGUGUCCACCCCGUCUCUGUCUCCCUCACCCGCACCUUAUGCCCGCUCCGUCUCUACACCGGAUUUGGACGUCGACUUCUGCGACCCAAGGAAUCUGACUGUCGGUACUGGUGCCAUCAACAGCACCCUAGCCCCUGAAUUCGCUCUCGACGAGAUCAAGGUUGAGCCCAAGAUUGCUGCUCAGUCUUUUGACUUCAACCCUACUGUUCCCCACGGCCUCCCCACCUUUGAAGACUUUUCUGAUUUCGAGUCUGAGGACGAUUUCGUCAACAGCCUCGUCAAUCUCUCUGAGCAGCCUGCUACUGCUUCUGCUGACAUCACCCGACCUCGGGCUUGCACUGGCUCCUCGGUUGUUUCCCUUGGCCACGGCAGCUUCAUCGGCGACGAGGACCUUUCAUUUGACGACAACGAGGCCUUCCAGUUUCCCUCUCAUCCCAGCCCUCCAGUCUCCUGUGCGUCCGAGGACUGCCACAAGGACAAGCGUACCAAGAAGACUCACGUCAAGGAGAGCACCGCUGGCCCUGUCAUGAACAUGGCUGCCUCCGCCACAGACUCUGGUAACACUCAGGAGUCUUCCAACCAGGCUGCUGAAGCUAGCGACUCUGGUGCCUCAUCUGGCUCAGAGGGUUCCCCUGCUCCUCUCCCCGCUCCUGCAAACCGCCGCGGUCGUAAGCAGUCCCUUACCGAGGACCCUUCAAAGACCUUUGUCUGUGAUCUCUGCAACCGCCGCUUCCGCCGCCAGGAACACCUCAAGCGCCACUACCGUUCUCUGCACACCCAAGAGAAGCCUUUCGAGUGCAACGAGUGCGGCAAGAAGUUCUCCAGAAGCGACAACCUGGCUCAGCAUGCUCGAACCCAUGGUAGCGGCGCCAUCGUCAUGAACCUCAUUGAUGACGACUCACACGCAUAUGAUGCCUCCAUGAUCCCUCCUACGGCCGAAGAUUACAGCAACUACGGCAAGGUCCUGUUCCAGAUUGCCUCUGAGAUUCCUGGCAGUGCAAGUGAAAUGUCCUCUGAUGAGGGCAGCGACCAGGGCAAGAAGAAGCGCAAGCGCUCUGACUAAAUGGUCCAUCAAUCAUACAUCAUUCAAAAUGCUCAAGAAAGCUAGUCGAUUAUCUUGACAUAUGCCCGAUACGACGCUGACGACCUUCUUCUUCUUCGGCCAUCCGCUCAAUUUUGACGAUGGCAUUUGGGUCACGGAACAUUUUUCCAUUUAGGUUACAACCUUGGGUAAAAGGGAGUCUUCACACAAAACAGUGCAAGCGAUAAUGAAUGCAUUUACACAUCGUCACCAUACCUGUAUCAACAAUAUCCACAGCCUCGCUACGCAUCACGACACUAGGGAGGACAUUUGAUUUCAUCGAUUUCUUGUUUUUGAAGAAUUGCAAUGCAUCGCCAAAGUCAACUGUGCGACACAGCUGGUUGAACUUGGCUUUCUGGUGACUUUAUUCAAUGGACACAACUGGCGCGAGAGGGGAAAAAUUACUUGGUUUUGAGAACAUUUGGGAGCGGCUCCUCACCUCACAUCAGAAUCGUGAUGGAUGAGUUUGCCAACGACAACGACCACCAUAAAAACUUGGCGGCUUGCCGUUCUUUACACUCGUUGUAAUCAUCCUGUGCGGCUGGAAGCUGGAACUGAAGGCUCGCCGGGACGACGGUAUCACUUGAGAGCAGUGGGAGAUGAAGGUGAAGGCGUCUGUCUUUUUUCUUCUUUCUUCUUCCAUAUUCUUGUGUUUACUCUGAUUCUUUGUCUGUCGUUUGCCUGUUGCUGGAUUUUUAGAGAUGUCGAGUACAGUAGUGUGCCGGUCACAGUCAUUGACAGACGCUCAUCCUCACAACAAUUCAUGUACAAUUUAGAAGUUUGGUCUAUUGAUCAACAAUUUACACAAUGCUGCCACAUAUCUCGUUCAUCUUGCCUGUGAUAUCUUUCUUUGGAGCAGCGGCUUGACAGUACCUUGACUUGUUUAACUUGACAUGACACUCCUCAUUGCUGCUACUUAAUUGUAACUUCAUCCUCCGAAACCUCAACUAAGAACUAUGUCAACCUUCUAAAGACUGAUGGUAUGACCCACGGGACCUUGUGUGAAACCUGGCUCAGCCACUGGCGCGUCAACAGCUUAGCCAUGAUUCCCUCCCGGAGGAGCUCUUGAUGUAACUACUAUAUCUCUGGCU